This is a messenger RNA of Fusarium venenatum, 2817 nucleotides long. RefSeq lists its product as uncharacterized. NCBI's taxonomy places the organism in Eukaryota, Fungi, Ascomycota, Sordariomycetes, Hypocreales, Nectriaceae. Gene Ontology annotation, biological process: glucan catabolic process. The record is from RefSeq and is a predicted model, not a curated record. Gene Ontology annotation, molecular function: hydrolase activity, hydrolyzing O-glycosyl compounds.
AUGGCGUACUCACUGGUUACCUCCUUCAUUGGAGAGUCUCUUCUCUCUGGCUUCGAGUGGUUCAACGGAACUGAUCUUUCCAAUGGAUUUGUACAAUAUCAGGACCUCCCAGGUGCCUUCAAAAAUGGGCUAUACUCUGUUGAUCCCUUCAGUGAAACCGUGCAGCUGAGACCCGAUUCUCGUCGCAAGUAUGGGUUGGAUGAAGGACGGCCAAGCAUUCGACUUGAGAGCAAAGAAUCCUACCAGUAUGGCUUGUUCAUUGCAGAUUUCCAACACAUGCCCAUUUCACAAUGCGGUACCUGGCCAGCCUUCUGGGCCUACGGAGACAAUUGGCCUAUGGGCGGCGAGAUUGAUAUCCUUGAGGGUGCCAACCUUGCCUGUACUAACAUCAUGUCUGCGCAUACAGCCGAGGGCUGCAUUCUUGAUCCCGCAGACUCAAACCUCUUCUCCGGCAUACGUCGCAACCUGGAUUGUGGUGUUGGUACAAAUAACGUUGGAUGUGGUUUUAACCCUCCUGAAAGUGACACUUCCUCCUACGGUGAUGGCUUCAACGCCAUUGGCGGCGGCGUAUACGCUAUGGAAUGGGACUCAGAAUACAUUUCGAUCUGGCAUUUUCCAAGAGGAGCGAUCCCAGCCGAUAUCGAGGCCAAGCGACCCGAUCCUAGAAAAUGGGGUUUGCCACAGAGUCUGUUUGGCGGCGCCAAGUGCAAUGUCGAUGAAUAUUUCAGCGAUAUGAAGCUUGUUUUAAACAUUAACUUUUGCGGCGACUACGGCGAAGGCACUUGGGGAAGCUCCAAGGUCUGCAAAGCUCUUGCGCCGACUUGUAAGGAGUAUGUUGCGAACAACCCUACUGCAUUCAGGGAGGCGUACUUCGAUGUUAGCUACAUAGACGUCUACACACGCCUUGGAGGAGAAAUACCACCAGUCCUUCCAUCGUCUGCUGGCAAGGCAUCUACACAAGCCUCAGAUGUUAUUAUCCCCGGAGCGUCCGCCACCAAUACCCCAAUGUCAGGAAAACCCGUGUUCCCAGGCACAGCUUUCCCCGGCAACAGCACCAUCACCACCCGUACCGAUCUCAAGGAGAAGGCUACACAGUCAGAGGAACCAACGACUACUACCACAUUGACGUUAACAGGCGUCUCGUCAAUUUUGGUUACUAUUCCCGGCUCUGGUACCGACGCCCCAACUGUUACGCCUCUUCCCAUCGCUACUGGUGGUAAAUCAGUCAACCCUUCCAAGAUUGGCGAUUAUUCAUACCUUGGCUGCUUUGGCUCACAGACCGGUUUCCAGACUUUCGACUUGGCUGAUGAUAGUGAUGAUAUGACUGUCGAGAGAUGUGUUGGUGCCUGCAAUGGACUGACAUACGUUGGCCUCUUUGAGGGAAACUGUUAUUGCGCAUCUGUCCUUGAUGGCGACACCCUUGCUGUCAGCAACGAGACCUCAUGCAAUCGCCCUUGCCCUGGAGACGAUAGCCAGUUCUGUGGUGGAAUGGUCACUCAGAACACCAGAGCUAGGUUCAGACGAACCACUCCUCUGCGCCGGGACGCACCUAGCAACGCUCUCCUGACAAUCUAUGCCGAUAUUUCUGACGUUGAACAACCCGAAGUCCCUCCUGCUAUGGGACCCGGUACCAAUGGUGCCUCCACCGAUAACGGCAACAGCCAAGGAGUUUCGGCCGCUGAUGAACCAGAGGACCCUACUGCCUCGGAUGACAGCACCAGCCAAGGAGGUUCAACGGCUGAUUCCACUACCUCGGAUGGUGAUGGUUCUCAAGGAGACUCGACUACUAAUGAACUAAAUGAUUCUACUGCCUCGAAUGACAACACUAGUCAAAGAGGCUCAGAGUCUGAUGACUCAGAUAUUCUUGUUGUCUCAAAUGACAAUAUUGACGCAUCGCUUGCUGGAUCAGCCUCCUCGGAAUGGUCAAGCCCUAAGGGAAACUCAGACGAUGAAAAUCACACAGGCGACCAAGAUGAUACGGACAGCGACUCUAUCUUGUCCGAUUCCGCUAGUGUGGUCGUAUCUAGCGAUCAGCAUGCUGCUCCAGUUGCGGCUCUUGGCUCCGCAUCUGAUGGUCUGGUUCUCGGAGCUGCCCAGUCUGCCGCUGAUUUCAACCAAGAGCCAGUCUUAAGCACGAUAACGUACUUUACCGGCAUGCCCUCCAACCCUGGGUCACUGGUUCCUCAACAGAGCAUUAUCGCCAUCUCGUACGAAAAGUGCGAUUACUGCGAGACCCCUGAGUUGAUCAAGCCGCCGAUGGAGACGAAGGUCGUCGAGUGUGACGGUUGUGGCCCCAAUGGUGAGGACACCGUUACGUUGACCGUUCCAAUCUCUGUUACCGUCACUGUCCCUGGUGCAAGCACAGAACAAGCACAGCAGACUGAGAACGCUGCUGCUGAGGCCGUCACAUCGUACGGAAGCAGUCCAGAACAGCCUCCGCGUAACUCCACUAUUCCCCCUGUGGUGCCGAACGGAAUGGGUGGCGAUGUAGAAGACGGAGAGUCUCCCGAGGUUACGACUAUUGUGAUAACAUACUUGACAACUCAGUUCGUCAAAUAUGGCACCUCCACAGACUCGGUAUCUACUGUGACAAGGACAGCUCGAAGAACAGUUGUUGUCACUAUUUCUAACUCUGGACAAAUGAGUAUCCUGCCUGUCCCAUCCCCUGGACACCCAAACACACCAGUUGCCCUUGCUACACCGACACCUGGCGCACCUAGUCAGCCGGUUGCUGUAGCUGCGGCAUCAUCUAGAAGAGAUGAUGUGUUUAUUUACUUUGCCAUCGUGGCGAUGGCGAUUCUGGCCUUGACGUUGUAA